ACCAAAAAGCUAAUAACCAAACACUUUUUUUUGGCACGUUUGAUCGACCAACUUGAAAAGCCAAAAGUCAAAAACUAAUGAAAAAGCCAUUUACCAAACAUGGCCAUAAUAUGGGACAAAUUGUUCCCUACCGGGUAUGAGAAAAUACUUCCUCUUUUGUUAGUUAACUCCCAUGUUACAUAAAGUCAUAAAGUAGUACAGUUGUUAGUUGUAUUUCCCUAUUUUUAGAAACUUUCAAAGUCAACACCUUUCUCCUUCUUCCCUCCAUCCCCAUCUCCCUUCUCUGUUUUCAUACCAAGAGCUCCCAUGAGCUCCCAUGAAACAGAUGAGCUCAUCACUCCGCCAUCGAAACCCAAACCCGCCUUUCAAAACCCGAUUUCCUCCCUUCUUCACCAACCCUUUCAAUGGCUCCAAAUGCUCUCUUCUUCAUUCACCCCUUCUUACAUCCUUAGCAUCAUUUUUGUCUAUGGCCUCAAUCUCGGAUUCUCCGAUUCCUACUUUCGUGUCGUUACUGAUUACUAUUGGAAAGAUGUCCAAAGAAUCAACCCUUCAUCUGCUCAAUUUUACGUAGGAUUUUACUACAUUCCUUGGAUCUUAAGACCUCUUUGGGGACUUCUUACUGAUGUAUUUCCAAUCAUGGGAUAUCAUAGAAGGCCUUAUUUUAUCAUUGCUGGAGUUAUUGGUGUGUUGUCUGCUGUGAUUGUUACGACGUUUUCGAAUUCGCCAACAAGUCUAGCUCUAGUUUGCUUGAUUGGAGUUGCUGUUGGAAUGGCGAUCACAACUGUGAAUAUUGAUGCUUGUACUGCUAAGAAUAGUAUAGAGGUGAAAGAAUUGGCAGCUGAUUUGCAAAGUCUUUGUGGUUUUUGUCAUUCUGCUGGAAAUUUGUUGGGAUAUUCUACUAGUGGAUUUCUUCUUCAUUUGCUUGGUGCUCAGGGAGCACUCGGGCUUUUAACUAUCGCACCAGUUUCAUUUAUAGUUUUGGGAUUCCUCAUUUAUGAACCAAGAGUUGCUAAGUCUACCCAAGAUUCUCAUAAGGUUGUGGAAAGUUUUGGUAGCGCAAUGGAGAAUAUGUAUAAAACACUAAAGUUCCCUCACGUGUGGAAGCCAUCACUCUUCAUGUUUUUGUCUCUGGCCCUCAGUUAUAGUACUCAUGAAGGUCAUUUUUAUUGGUAUACUGAUCCCAAAGCUGGUCCUGGAUUCUCUAAGGAGUUCGUAGGAAUGAUGUAUGCAAUUGGAGCUGCAGGAUCAAUACUGGGUGUAAUCAUCUACCAAAGGUUCUUGAAAGACUUACCACUUAAAGGCCUCCUCUUCUAUGCUCAACUUCUUUACGCCGUUUCAGGAAUGUUUGAUCUUAUGUUCAUCCUAAGAUGGAAUUUAGCAGUUGGGAUCCCUGAUUCUUUCUUCAUCGUCGUCGAGGAAAUCGUUUACAAUAUAAUAGGCCGAAUUCGAUGGAUGCCAAUGGUAGUUUUGAGCACAAGGCUUUGCCCUUUAGGUAUUGAAGGAACAUUUUUUGCACUAUUAAUGUGCAUUGACAGUUUAGGUUCUCUUUCUGCCAAAAUGGUGGGAGGAAUGGUACUUCAUCUUAUGCAUGUUUCAAGAACUAAUUUUAGUAACUUGUGGUUGGCAGUUUUUGUAAGAAAUUGCUUGAGAUUUGGUACUCUUGCUUUGAUAUUUCUUGUACCUAAUGCAACUCAAUAUGAUGGUCUAGUUAGUUCUGAUUUUAGUUCCAAAAAAUGUAGUAAUACUCAGUUAGAAGAAGCAAGUUUGGAGCUUGUACCUUUGGCUGAAAAAUAGACAUUUGAUUUCACAAAAAGGUUGUAUUAUAGUAUAGCUUAAGGAUAUGCUCAUCGGUGCCUUGGUGGUCUGUUGCAAAGUUCAAGGAAA
Molecule: messenger RNA, 1884 nt
Organism: Beta vulgaris subsp. vulgaris (sugar beet)
Lineage: Eukaryota; Viridiplantae; Streptophyta; Magnoliopsida; Caryophyllales; Amaranthaceae
Product: probable folate-biopterin transporter 6
Exons: 4
Coding region: 307-1794 (495 amino acids)
Source: RefSeq, a predicted model, not a curated record